CCGCCUUGUCGAGUUAACAAAAUAUUCUCGCAUUUGACGCAGUGCGUUAAUUUUGCAAUAAAAAAAACCUUAUAUUCUUUUGAAAAAAGACGAUAAAUUGAUAAAUAGAGAGAAGAAUUUCACGAACGACGAAAAUAAUAACAAAAUAAUAGGAAAAAACACAAAAAUAAUAACCGUAAGUGCUUUUUCGACGGUGGUUAAAAUCCGCAACUUUAUAAACCCGUGUUGCGAGAUUUUUAGAGACUUGACAUUGGAACGGCCAUUUUGGCUUGUUGUUUCCUUUAAUCGAGUGCUUCAAAAACAGCAUCGACACCCAUCCGUUUUAAGGACGUUAAAGAAGCACUUAAAAUAUUUUCAAGAUGAUGACCGAAACACAUAUGAAUUCCAAUCAUAUGCUAAAUUCUGGUUUGGGUCCAAAAACAGAUCUAACAAAAAUGGAUGAUGCGGGUUGGAAAGCGAAGCUUAAAAUCCCACCGAAGGAUGCACGAAUAAAAACAAGUGAUGUAACAGACACACGUGGCAACGAGUUCGAGGAGUUUUGCCUGAAACGAGAAUUAUUGAUGGGAAUUUUUGAAAAAGGCUGGGAAAAGCCUUCUCCAAUUCAAGAAGCCAGCAUUCCCAUUGCACUCUCCGGCAAAGACAUAUUGGCGCGUGCCAAAAACGGAACAGGCAAAACUGGAGCAUAUUCUAUUCCUGUUCUCGAACAGGUUGACGCAAAGAGAGAUGUGAUACAGGCGUUAGUAAUUGUGCCCACCAGAGAGUUGGCAUUACAGACUUCACAAAUAUUGAUCGAGCUUGCAAAGCAUUUGGAUAUUAAGGUGAUGGUUACCACUGGUGGAACAAACUUGCGUGAUGAUAUUAUGAGGAUUUAUCAGAAAGUGCAAGUUAUCAUAGCCACACCAGGUAGAAUUCUUGAUCUCAUCGAUCAAAAUGUUGCAAACAUGGAUCACUGCAAGAUUCUCGUGUUAGACGAAGCUGACAAACUUCUGUCUCAAGACUUUAAAGGAAUGCUGGAUCACGUGAUCUCGAGAUUACCGCAGAGACGUCAAAUAUUGCUUUAUUCGGCCACAUUUCCUCUGACGGUGAAGCAAUUCAUGGAAAAACAUUUGAAAGAUCCAUAUGAGAUUAAUUUGAUGGAAGAGCUGACUCUAAAGGGUGUGACACAAUAUUAUGCUUUUGUACAGGAGCGACAGAAAGUCCACUGCCUUAACACGUUAUUUUCCAAGCUGCAAAUAAAUCAGAGUAUAAUAUUCUGCAAUACGACACAGCGCGUGGAAUUACUGGCAAAGAAAAUUACAGAUUUAGGAUAUUGUUGUUAUUAUAUCCACGCAAAAAUGGCUCAGGCUCAUCGUAACCGCGUUUUCCACGAUUUCCGCGCAGGACUGUGCCGAAAUUUGGUUUGCAGUGAUUUAUUCACGCGAGGAAUUGACGUGCAAGCAGUGAAUGUUGUGAUCAAUUUUGAUUUCCCGAAAAUGGCAGAGACGUAUCUGCAUCGUAUCGGCCGCUCUGGAAGGUUCGGUCAUUUAGGUAUUGCAAUUAAUCUAAUCACAUAUGAGGAUCGUUUCAAUCUUCAUCGUAUCGAGCAAGAACUUGGCACUGAAAUAAAACCAAUUCCAAAAGUUAUCGAUCCAAGUUUGUACGUCUCGCGACCAGAGGACAAUAAUAGUUUGGAAGAGGGCAACGUGUCAAAGUAGUUUCCAUAAAUCGCUUUUUAUUAUCGCUCAAAAAAAAAAAAAAAGAGGAAGGAAUGAAAAGGAAGAAAUGGUGAGUGUAGAAGAAAAAGAAGAAAAAAAGGAUGAAAUUUUCAAAAGUGUGAUUUUUUUUCGAAAAAGAAACGAGAAAGUGAUAUUGAAACUUAAACAAAAUUGAAAAAAUAAAAACUGUGAACAAGUGAAGUUUCAAUUUACUAAAGUCUGAUGAAGAUUUUAUUUACAAAAAAAAAAUAAAUAAAUAAAUAAUGUGCAUUGAAAGUGUAUAAUGGAGAAUAAAAUAAUAGUAAUAGAAAGUGAAAUAAGGAACAGUGCUACACAAACAAUUUUAGAUAAAACAGGUUUGCACGCGAAGAAACUAUGAAAAUACAUAAUAAUUAUCCUCGAGACUAUAUAUGGACAAAAAACAAAUGGUUUACUUGUAAAUAAGGUAUACUGAGCAUGAAAUAAUCAUUCGCUAAGCGCUCGGUAAACUCAGUGAAUGAAGUGAUUUGAGUGCCAGUGCGAGUCAUUCUUUGUAUAUAAAAAAAAAUUAUAUCUUUAAGUGUACAUAACGCUAAUUUACAGAAUCAAGCCAUAAUCACAUCAACUAGCAAAAAAGAAAAAUUCACAAAAAUCCCUCAAAAGUCGAAUACUUUCAUCUCAUUUUACCGAAAAUGUAAAUACAUUUCAUGUCAUUUUCAAACAAAAACAAAUUUUUAUACCAAUAUUCUAUCAUUCUCAACAGUUUUCGUUUUUUUAGUUCCAUUUUUACAACUCGAAAUUCGGAGUUUAAGAAAAAAGAAGAUAAAAACUCGCUAUUAAUCGGUGUAUAGAAAAAACAAACGUAAUUAACUCCAAAUCGAGAUUUGUAAUGUAUAAACGUUCUUUAUUAUUUUUUUUUUUUAAAUCGAUUUUGGCUUGAUUUUGUAUCAAUUCUUUACUGUCAUACAACUCUGGAAUUCAAAUCACCAAUUUUUCGAAAAUGAAUUUUUUUUCCCCGUUUUUUAAUAGUAAUUUUCUUUUUCUUUUUUUAUUUUAAGUUUUCAUAAUGUGAUUGGAUUUUUUAUGAUAAUGUGAUUGAAUCUCAGAUGUUGUAAAAUUGACUAGUUUUAUACAAUUAUUUUUAUAAAUAAUCUGGCUGGUGGAUGUAAAAUAAUAAAAUAGGGGAAAAAAAUGUUUUUCGUGAAAAAGUAAUCGAGAAAUCUUUUUUUUUUACACCAAAAAAAAAUGGUUCUUUUCUUAUAGAAAAGAAAUCUCAAUCGCAAUUAUUUCAAUUUCGACAAAUUUUUUUUUUUUAAUAAUCAUAAACAUGUAUUAAAAAAAAAUAUCGUGUGAUUAAAACGAAAUUGAGAGAAAAGAAACCAAAAAAAGCGAAAACGAAAAAGUUUUCGAAAAAAGUGAAUAUUAAAUUAGGAAAUAUUUCUCUAUUCCUUUGAGAAACAUUUUUUCUAUUCUCACAUUCAAAAGAACGGAAAUUUCGCAAAAACUGUAUUUGCAAUUUGAUAUUACAAUUAUGUAUGAAAUGUAUAGAAAUGAAAAACAAAUUUUUUCAAUAUUCGUUUGAAAAAAAAAACCAUCAGCCAAUGUGACCUAGAUUUAUGAAAAAAAAAUUUCGUAAUACACAGUAAACAAAAAAAAAAAAAAUCAAGAAUUUCGUAAUCGAAGAAAGAUUUUUUCUUUACGAAAUCUUCGUUUCAACGACAAACGGUUUACAAUGCGAUUGUAUUAAUUAUUUAAAAAAAAGCAAAACAAGUUUAAAUGAAUUUGUGCGUUUGUUGAAACUUACCAAGAGAAUUUUUUUUGUUUUUCUCAAACAAAAAAUGAAGAAAAUUAAACGAAAGCAUUUUUAUGAGACUAAAAAUUCAAUUCAUCGAUGAAAAACCUGAACUCUUGGUAUGUUUUCGAAAGAGGAAAAAAAAUGUAUGAGUCAAAAUCGGUGCGUUUGGUUGUGUGAAUGUUUGGCGGGUCCAUUGAUAGUAAAGAAAAAAAAUUUCCGAAUGAAAUUUGUAAAUACUUA
Leptopilina heterotoma is the source of this 3708-nucleotide messenger RNA. RefSeq names its product ATP-dependent RNA helicase me31b (gene me31B). Gene Ontology annotation, cellular component: P-body; cytoplasmic stress granule. Gene Ontology annotation, molecular function: ATP binding; mRNA binding; RNA helicase activity. The record is from RefSeq and is a predicted model, not a curated record. Lineage: Eukaryota; Metazoa; Arthropoda; Insecta; Hymenoptera; Figitidae. The transcript is spliced from 8 exons. Gene Ontology annotation, biological process: P-body assembly; cytoplasmic stress granule assembly. Bases 360 to 1694 code for a protein of 444 amino acids.